UUGGGGUCUGAGAGGAAAGGCUGCUGGACACUGACCUGCCUUUCUCGGGUCACAUGACAUGGGCUGGUAUAAAAGCUUUCUGCCAGCCAGGUCCCUUGCAAUUUUUUUUUUUUUUUUCUGUGUGAAACAGGCAAGAGCAGAGUGAAGGUUCUGUGUCUCCUUCCUUGCAGCUUCCAGACUUCCUGCAGGAUCAGCUCCCGGGAGCCACCUCUGCGGAGAACAGAGAAGGCAAGGCGGCCAGCUCAGGGCACGCAUGGUGGAAAGAGGCGAGUCACCCCAGGCUGGCCAUAGGAGAGGCCGUGUGUACAAGGAGGAGGAGGUCCCUGAUCCAGGAGUCUUCCAUUGAGCUGGACACCUGCUCUUGGUCACUUCCUGGAUGUGCGGGGAGGACUGGAGGAGGAAGGCCUAGAAAACCAGAAGAGGAGAAGGAGGAAGGGGGAAUUCCCUGGGGCAGUCAAGGCUUGGUCUCCCCCAGAGACACAGGAUGGCAAAUGUAAUUACUGCCUCCUAAUAUCCCGCCCAAGGCAAAGUCAAUAAUUGCUCUGGGCAGCUCUGGCAGGCGGCAUAAGCAGGGACAGUGCCUGGGAGAAUGGUCACGUCCUGAACCACAGAGGUCUCUAGGCAGUGGAGGGGGGGUGGGGGUGAGGAGGGGAGCCCUCCUGACCCUGCCCUUUCUCGCCCUCCCUCUGCUCCCUUCCUUCCCCUCCUUCUCCCCCUCCCCACCCCCAGGAUGAGGCUUGAUUUGCACAGUUCCUUGAUCCUCACAGCCUACAUCAUCAUCUUCCUCGCGGGGCUCCCCGCCAACCUCCUGGCUCUGCGGGCCUUCGUGGAGAGGGUGCGCCAGCCUCAGCCGGCCCCCGUGCACAUCCUGCUGCUCAGCCUGACGGUGGCUGACCUGGUACUGCUGUUGCUGCUGCCCUUCAAGAUCGUGGAGGCGGCGUCAGGUUUCCGCUGGUACCUGCCACAGGUGGUGUGCGCCCUCAUGGGCUUCGGCUUCUACAGCAGCAUCUACUGCAGCACGUGGCUCCUGGCAGGCAUCAGUAUCGAGCGCUACCUGGGAGUGGCUUACCCGGUGCAGUACAAGCUCUCCCGCCGGCCCGUGUAUGGGGUGAUCGCCGCCCUGGUGGCCUGGAUCAUGUCCUUUGGCCACUGCACCAUCGUGAUUGCUGUGCAGUAUCUAAACUCCACCCAGCAGGCCGGCAGCCGCCACGAGAUCACCUGCUACGAGAACUUCACGCAGGAGCAGCUGGACGUGGUGCUGCCCGUGCGGCUGGAGCUGUGCCUAGUCCUCUUCUUCAUCCCCAUGACCAUCACCGUCUUCUGCUACUGGCGCUUCGUGUGGAUCAUGCUCACGCAGCCGCACGUCGGGGCGCAGCGGCGGCGCCGGGCUGUGGGACUCGCUGUGGUGACCCUCCUCAACUUCCUGCUGUGCUUUGGACCUUACAACAUCUCCCACCUGGUGGGCUUCUACCUCAAGCAAAGCCCCCCGUGGCGGGUGGAAGCGGUGGUCUUCAGCGCCCUCAACGCCGGCCUGGACCCCCUGCUUUUCUAUUUCUCUUCUUCGGCCGUGCGCCGAGCCUUUGGCAAGGGGCUGUGGCUGCUACGACAUCCCGGCCCCGCCCCACUGGACUGCGAGGGCAAAGAGACGGCCCAGGUGACAGGAGAGGACAGGGCUGUGAGCCGAGCGGAGGGAGUGGCGGGCUCGGAUCUCCUCACUGACUAGCACCUCCUAAGGGAGUCCAGAAGCUUGGGCGAGAGGUGCCCCAGGCUUGAUACACGGGUGGGACUGAGAUGAGUCUCUGGCCACCUUGGUUUCCCUGCCCGCUUCAAUUUUCCUUCCUAAAGAGCCAAGGAGGAAAGGUCAGGCGAGGAGGCGCUGGCAAGCGAGGACUUCAAAGCAGCAAAUGCUUGGAAGGGAACUGACACCUGGGGACCACGGAGUUGAGGCUGGGCGGGUCCUAAAGCUUGGAUCAUGGAUGCUCCGCAACACUGGUGCUGCUCCGGCCGCUG
Messenger RNA from Ochotona princeps (American pika), 2010 nucleotides. RefSeq names its product free fatty acid receptor 2 (gene FFAR2). The transcript has 3 exons. Gene Ontology annotation, cellular component: plasma membrane. Gene Ontology annotation, molecular function: G protein-coupled receptor activity. The coding region runs from base 731 to 1723 and encodes 330 amino acids. The record is from RefSeq and is a predicted model, not a curated record. Gene Ontology annotation, biological process: cellular response to fatty acid; G protein-coupled receptor signaling pathway. NCBI's taxonomy places the organism in Eukaryota, Metazoa, Chordata, Mammalia, Lagomorpha, Ochotonidae.